CGCUGUGCUUAAGCGAGCUACCCGAAGUUCCUCCGGCACUGUGAAAGCCGCCUUUGCGGUCCAACCUUUCUUACGACCUUACGUUCCCAAGAUCCCUUCCGUCCUUGCGCUAGGAAUUUACCUGUGUACCGCAGAAACUACGUUUAAAUUUUCUCUCGAUCGUUUCGGCUCUGGCCGGGAGCUGUGAUUCGUUACCAGCCAAUCACAUCGAUUGCGUGCCCAGCCUCCGCACGGACAACCUCUGCCACCAUGUUUGUUUUGGGCUCGGGAAAGCCGCCAUCACGGACGUGGAAGCCAUUUUUGUUGUGGGCAGGCUUCUCGCAGUCUCUAGGCCCUCGCCUACCGUUUUGCCGCCAUCUUAACUCCUGGCAGUGGCUUCCGGCCCGCGACGAAGCUGCCCGGAUCAUCUUGCGUUCGGGCGGCGGCUGUGUUUGCCAAACGCGCGGGGAGAGCUGGGAAUAAAAGGAAAUUGACGCGAAACUCGAAAUCCCCAAGCGCCUGAAGUUGGCUGGCUGCAGAGCUUGCUGCCUGCCUAGGCUGUUUCCCCAGCCAGGUGCUUCUCCGCCGGGGACCCUGGGCAGUUACAAAACACAAAAGCCAGAACCCAAACCCCGGCACCAUCCUAGGUAUAUGUUGCUCUGGAAUCAGUAAGCCAUGGCAUCUAAGAAAUUUGCUGUUAAAUGCGGGAAUUUUGCUGUCCUGGUGGAUCUUCAUAUAUCCCCGCAAGAUCCAAACAAAGAUACCAGCUGGUUUUCUGAACAGAAGAAGGAGGAAGUGUGUUUAUUGUUAAAAGAAACCAUUGAUUCAAGAGUUAAGGAAUACUUGGAAGUUCGUAAACAACACAAGCCAUCAAGUCCUGAAUUCACAAGAUCCAAUCCUUUGUCCUUAAAAGGUUAUGGCUUUCAGAUCACAGCCUAUUUCCUCAAGAGAGGGAUACGUCUGCGCUGCAUCAGAAGCUCACGGAAUUCUGAACUCCGUGUAUUCCCUGACAGAUUUGUGGUCUGUGUGAGUCAGCUCGCAUUCAAUCAUGAUCUUUUGGUGAGUCAGAAGGAAGAGCUGACAGAAAGAGCUCUCCAUGGAGUGUCUGAUUAUUUUGCUGAGUGUGCAGAGAAUCCACUUCCUCCCAGUGCAAAGCUCAAGAGAAAUGCUCUGAAAGAAAUUUCGAAAAGAACUGAAACAAAAUGCAGCGUUGUGAGCAAAUCACAGACCAGCAGGCACAUUGUGGGGCCAUCCAGCAACUCAGCAAUGGCAGAGGUAGCAAGGAUACAGGCCUCAUCCAGUUCUCCAUCAGAUUCCGCGGGACAAGAAGAUUACAUAAAGGCAGCUGAGCGCCACUGGGGGCUUCCUGCUCAAAAGCUGGAAAAUGUUCCUCAGAGCCAGCCAGAAGACACUAGCAGCCAGCAAAAACCUCAUCCUGGGGAGCUGUUGAAGACAGGGCUUCGAAGCAGGAGCCCCGUCUGUAGCUGUGAGUCAGCACCACCAGGUCCAAAACAAAGUCCACAAGCUGCCAGAACACAACAGAAGUGCAGGAACUGCGACUCUGAGGACGACUUUGACCACCACAAGAGAGUUUCUCUUGGAAAUGAUCGAUUAGUCCCCAGAGAAAUAAUAGUGGGAGUCGGGGGGUGGGGGGAGGAAGCUGUCAAUGUGUUGCCAACUUUAGAGUUGUCAGAUCCGGGGUUCCUUUUGAAACAAGAUUUAGCAGAAACCAUGUCUAAGGAAGACUUACAUGUUUUGGAAAAUCUUUCCUCCAGACAGCUUAUGAAAAAUAACCCAGGGCAGGCACAGCACAUGGGCUCAGCCACAAACACUGAAAGAUUAUCUAUGAUGCAGGGCAGCCCAACCAAGAAAAGGAAGAAGUUGCAAAGCGUCACCGUUGGGAGGUAUGGCUCCACCCCAGACCUGCUGACCGAGGAGCUCCACCUGAUCCAGAAGUAUGCUCAGGAUCCUGUAGGCGAGGAAAGAGCCAACAGCAGCAACAUCAGUCGAGCUGAUUCUGUGGCAGUAGGUGUGACUGCACAGAACGGAAACCUGAGGGUAGAAUAUGAAAACUUCUCUACUGUUGAGAGUGGUGUAUAUUUUGAUAUUCUUAAUAAUUCAGCAUCUUCGUCUGAGAUCCUGUCAUUCUGCUCUAAGGCGAGGCAGCCCCAGAAGGCCGAGUGUGCGCAGGGCGAGCUGAGCGCUGACCUCUGUGAGGGGGGAGCCAAGGAUGUCCAACCGAGAACUCACAGGAAGCCGAGAAAUAACGGGGCGUGGAUGCGGAGAAAGCCGGAGGUUGUGGUGAAGCCCUACCCUCCACCCGUCCCGGCCCCUUCCCGCUCCCUUCCCUACGCGGAUGCUUAG
Molecule: messenger RNA, 2343 nt
Organism: Lepus europaeus (European hare)
Lineage: Eukaryota; Metazoa; Chordata; Mammalia; Lagomorpha; Leporidae
Gene: SLX4IP
Product: SLX4 interacting protein
Source: RefSeq, a predicted model, not a curated record